Messenger RNA from Musa acuminata AAA Group (dessert banana), 357 nucleotides. Its product is annotated as glutaredoxin-C7-like. The transcript has a single exon. NCBI's taxonomy places the organism in Eukaryota, Viridiplantae, Streptophyta, Magnoliopsida, Zingiberales, Musaceae. The record is from RefSeq and is a predicted model, not a curated record. Bases 1 to 357 code for a protein of 118 amino acids.
AUGGAGAUAGCGGCGAGCUCGACGCAGGGGGGACUGGGGUUGGGAGGGGCGCUGACGAUCGACGGGGGCGAAGCGCCAGAGAGGAGGAUGGAACGGCUUUUGAGGGAGAGCCCGGUGGUGGUGUUCAGCCGGCCAGGGUGCUGCAUGGCCCACGUCAUGCGGCGGCUGCUGGAGGCGGUGGGGGCACACCCCACGGUGAUCGUGCUGGAGGAGGGGGAGACCGCGCCGGGGCCGGCGGCGGCGGAGGCCAUGCCCGCGCUAUUCAUUGGCGGGGUGGCCGUCGGCGGCCUCGAGGGGCUCAUGGCGCUCCACCUCGGCGGCAGCCUCGUGCCGCUUCUCCGAGAGGCCGGCGCGUGA